UAUUACUGAGAAGUGAAUUCUACGUCAGGACGACGGACUUCUUCAAGGCCCAGGUGAGAAAGAGACCCCCUGAGUCCUGGGUGAGAGACUUCGGGGUUCUUUGGGACUAGAGGAAUUCUGAAACCAUGGAUCACCUAUAUAUGCUUUGAGACAUGCUUUAGAUGUUUUUUCUGGAAGCCCUGCAAUUGCCCUAAAAAUUGAAUGUAUCAUUGAAAAGACCUAUGGCCAAUGGUGGCAGAGUCUACAUAGAACUAUGCUUCGUGGUGUUCUGGGAAAAACCUUUCGGCUUGUUGGCUAUACUAUUCAGUAUGGCUGUAUAGCUCAUUGUGCUUUUGAAUACGUUGGUGGUGUUGUCAUGUGUUCUGGACCAUCAAUGGAGCCUACAAUUCAAAAUUCAGAUAUUGUUUUUGCAGAAAAUCUUAGUCGACAUUUUUAUGGUAUCCAAAGAGGUGACAUUGUGAUUGCAAAAAGCCCAAGUGAUCCAAAAUCAAAUAUUUGUAAAAGAGUAAUUGGUUUGGAAGGAGACAAAAUUCUCAGCAAUAGUCCAUCAGUUUUCUUUAAAAGCCAUAGUUAUGUGCCAACAGGUCAUGUGUGGUUAGAAGGUGAUAAUCUACAGAAUUCUACAGAUUCCAGGUACUAUGGACCUGUGCCAUAUGGACUAAUAAGAGGACGUAUCUUCUUUAAGAUUUGGCCUCUGAGUGAUUUUGGAUUUCUACGUGACAGCCCUAAUGGCCACAGAUUCUCUGAUGAUUAGCAAGCAUUUAUUCUUUUGAUUUGAUUAUUGUCUUCUGCUAAAGUGAAUUUAUUGUCACUGAAACCAUGUACUUACUAAUAAACUAUUUGCUAUUCA
This is a messenger RNA of Aethalodelphis obliquidens (Pacific white-sided dolphin), 850 nucleotides long. RefSeq names its product inner mitochondrial membrane peptidase subunit 1 (gene IMMP1L). The transcript has 7 exons. Gene Ontology annotation, cellular component: mitochondrial inner membrane peptidase complex; membrane. Gene Ontology annotation, molecular function: serine-type endopeptidase activity. Bases 254 to 754 code for a protein of 166 amino acids. The record is from RefSeq and is a predicted model, not a curated record. Lineage: Eukaryota; Metazoa; Chordata; Mammalia; Artiodactyla; Delphinidae.